UCCGUAGGGGGUGUGGCUUUUUUUCUUUCUUUUUUUUUUUUGGGGGGGGGGACCCCCAGCACUGUAUGUAAAAGGAUGCCUUCCUUGUAGCUGGGCGUUGCGCUCUUCAUCCCCAGCACUGCAGAGUCCCAGCCUUCCUCUGCUUGCCAGCGUCCUGUGUUAGAGGAGCUUGUGGCCGAAGGUGUGAGUGUGGGGGAGGGACACUGCCCAGCUGUUGCUCUGCUCCUGUCUCUUGUCCCCUCCCCUGGCCAUGACGGAGACCCGGGAGCCUGCUGAGACUGGAGGCUACGCCAGCUUGGAGGAAGACGAUGAGGACCUCUCUCCAGGCCCGGAGCGGUCCUCUGACUCCGAAUACACUCUUUCAGAGCCGGACUCUGAAGAGGAAGAAGAUGAAGAGGAGGAGGAAGAGGAGACCACAGAUGACCCCGAAUAUGACCCUGGCUACAAGGUGAAGCAGCGCCUGGGUGGGGGUCGGGGAGGCCUGUCCCGCCGGGCCCCACGAGCUGCCCAGCCCGCAGGCCCACCCACCCAGCCCUGCCAACUCUGUGGCCGCUCACCACUGGGAGAGGUCCCUCCGGGCACCCCACCUUGCCGGCUCUGUUGCCCUGCUACAGCCCCCCAGGAAGCUCCGGCCACCGAAGGCAGGGCUGUUGGGGAGGAAGAAGAUGAUCCACCAUGCUGUGGGGAGGGCCGGCCAGCAGGGCAGGAGGGGGACGAGGAGGAGGAGGAGGGGGGCGCCUACCACUGUACGGAGUGUGAGGACUCCUUCGACAACCUUGGGGAGCUGCAUGGCCACUUCAUGCUGCACGCCCGGGGAGAAGUGUAGGCAGAGCUCUGCGGAGGGGAGGGCGGGAGCAGGUCUGCGGCAGCUGGAUGGUCACGAGAUCACGGGGCCUGGGUCGUCUUAGCAUAGAUGUGUGACGUCAGAAUAAAAACCUGAUUCUGUG
Messenger RNA from Jaculus jaculus (lesser Egyptian jerboa), 947 nucleotides. It is a transcript of the gene Znf428, whose product is annotated as zinc finger protein 428. The transcript is spliced from 3 exons. Bases 251 to 826 code for a protein of 191 amino acids. NCBI's taxonomy places the organism in Eukaryota, Metazoa, Chordata, Mammalia, Rodentia, Dipodidae. The record is from RefSeq and is a predicted model, not a curated record.